Messenger RNA from Darwinula stevensoni, 675 nucleotides. NCBI's taxonomy places the organism in Eukaryota, Metazoa, Arthropoda, Ostracoda, Podocopida, Darwinulidae. The record is from the annotation of a GenBank genome assembly.
AUGCAGAGCAAAAGCUUCGAGGAAUUCCUUGAAGCUCCGGUGGAAGAGAUGCGAAACCGAUCGACCCGGACGGCGUCUUUCCCCAGGAUCGGGCGGAACCAGAUGAGUUUCGACUUGGGUCUGGACGAGAGGGACUUCGAGGACGAGGACAAGGUGGAGGCCUUCGUCGAAGGCAUUCGCGAGGCCUUCCCCCUGGUCCUCAUCGUGGAGGAUCUGGAGGAGUCCCUCGUGUUGCUCCGACAUCGGCUCUGUUGCUCCCUCGAGGACGUCGUGCACUUCUCGAGAAACGUGCGAUCGGAGAGGAAACCCCUAAAACCUGACGAACGGAGAAAACUGGCGGAACUGAACGCGGCCGACGAGGCACUGUACGAAGCCUUCUCGACAGACCUGCGACGAAAGGUGCUGGCGUUCGGCGAAGGACGCAUGGCGGACGAGAAGCUCGCCCUCCGCUGCCUCUCGGAGGCCUGGGCCCGCGAGUGCCGGGUCCGCUCGGUGAGCCAGGGCGAGAUCCCCCCUGCAGUCAGGCUCUGGAAGAACUCGGCGAACCUGGUCGCGCCCAGGCACGAGUGGAGUCGCGAGGCGUGCUCCCUCAUGGCCUUCAAUUCCGUUGCUUUUCUCAAGACGCUCCGGGCGCGGCAGCUGGAGAGGACUCUGCCUCUCAUGGUCCUUUACUGA